Humulus lupulus (European hop) is the source of this 3339-nucleotide messenger RNA. Its product is annotated as probable ubiquitin-like-specific protease 2B. The record is from RefSeq and is a predicted model, not a curated record. The transcript has 17 exons. Bases 298 to 3153 code for a protein of 951 amino acids. Gene Ontology annotation, molecular function: cysteine-type peptidase activity. NCBI's taxonomy places the organism in Eukaryota, Viridiplantae, Streptophyta, Magnoliopsida, Rosales, Cannabaceae. Gene Ontology annotation, biological process: proteolysis.
GCAAACACGAAAAUUCGACUUACCAAACACGCCUAUCAUACAAACACAAAAAGUUAAUGAUCAAAUUUGCUCAGUUUUUUAUCCUUCACUUCUACAAGUAAAUCAGCUGAUCUCUUCUAAAUGGAUCAUUACAGUAGAAAUUAGGGCACGAUUCUACACCCCCAAAUUCCUUCUCAGCUCCUUCCCGUACUCUCCUGAGCUCUUUCUCUAUAAAGUCCAAACCCCGAUCCCUAUGCAAACUAGUUGACGAUUCCCAGUUGACUUUUGACUCGAACGAGUUCAUUUUUUGGAGUCGGGAUGAAGACCUCUCCUCGUCGAGGUAUGGAAGUUUUCGAUUUCAAGGAUGACGAUGAGCCUUCGGAAUCGAUUGCUGGAAAAAUUCUUGGCAAGUUCAAAAACCCUAAUUCCGAUGAACCCGUGAUUGUGAAGUACGACCUUCUCGAAUGUGUUGCCCAGGGGAGCAGCAUGCAAACAAAAGAUGUGAGUAUAUCUUCUGUAGGUGUUGAUGCAGACGACUGUGAUUUUACUUCUGGUAAUGCUAUUUUGGAUGCCUCCGUGAAGGAAAUUGAAGAGAAUACCAAUCCCACUACUGGGUGUACUGAUAAUGCCCAACAAAUGAAAUUCACGACUCUGGAAGAAUGUUCUAAAGUCCAGUUAGACAACCACGAAUCCAGAGAUAUUUUCUCUGAAGCAGAGAAAACAUUCUCAGACCUUAAAUCUUCUUCCACUGAGAAAAAUGAGUUGAACUCUGAUCAUUCAAAUCCUCCAUCCAGCGAUGAACUUGAUGAUGUGACUUCAGAUGCUGAGGAAAGCAUGAGUAGGAGCUCUCACUCAAAUCCUGAAUCUGAAAUGGCAGAGGAUGAUGUUUCAUUGAACAGCUAUGCACUGAAUCACUGCUCUGGUGAUUUGGAAAUGGAUGACAUGAUAAUGACCGUUGUUCUAUUUCCUGAUUAUGUUAUAUAUCGGGAUAGUUAUUGUACUGGGCCCCAGUUGACUUUUUCCAAGAGUAGUAUCAAAAUCAGUUACUCAACUACAUCUAAAUACCAAGAAGAUUUUGACAUUGAAUGGGAUAUUGAUGAUCUCAUCAAUAUCAAAUGUCAGUGGUUUCAAACGACUGAGACUGUCAUGAUAAAACUCCAGUUGAUAUCAAGGGAUACAUUUCAAGAUGAUGUUGCGCAUGGUACUUCAGGUGUUGAUGAAUUGAAGAUUGCAGUUGUUGAACGUAACUGGCCCCAGAAACAGGAAGAGAUAGCAUCUUUAAAUCAGAAAUACUUGGCUGUAUGGGAUCUUGAUCCACGGGAUUGGACUUCAGCAACUGGGCCUUCAAUGUUGCUAAGUAGUGAUAUGGCCCUUGGAACAGAUGGGGAUGAUUCACCUGAACAGAUGCGUUAUUUUCCAGUUUUUAAUGAGUCUUUUGAAGAUGUCAUCUAUCCAAAAGGGGAUUCAGACGCUGUCUCCAUUAGUAAGAGAGACGUUGAUUUAUUACAGCCGGAUACAUUCAUUAAUGAUACAAUCAUCGACUUCUACAUCCAGUAUUUAAAGAGUCAGAUUCAACAUGGGGAAAGACAUAGAUUCCACUUCUUCAAUAGUUUUUUCUUCCGAAAGUUAGCUGACCUGGACAAAGAUCCUUCAAGUGCUUCUGAUGGCAAGGCUGCUUUUCAACGAGUUCGCAAAUGGACAAGGAGAGUUCAAUUAUUUGAAAAGGACUUUGUUUUUAUCCCUGUAAACUUCAGUCUACAUUGGAGUCUCAUAGUCAUAUGCCAUCCUGGUGAAGUGCCUAAAUCUAAGGAUGAAGACUUAGACAAGUCACUUAAAGUACCUUGUAUACUGCAUAUGGAUUCAAUUAAAGGCAAUCACGCUGGUCUCAAAAGUCUUAUGCAGAGUUAUUUGUGGGAAGAGUGGAAAGAGAGGCAAAGAGAAACUUCCGAUGAGGUUUCAUCAAGGUUCCACAAUCUGCGGUUUGUCUCACUAGAGUUGCCACAACAGGAAAAUUCAUUUGAUUGUGGCCUGUUUUUGCUCCACUAUUUAGAGCUUUUUUUAACAGAAGUUCCAGUUAAUUUCAGUCCAUUCAAGAUAACAAAGUCCUCCAACUUUCUUAAUGUCAACUGGUUUCCACCUUCUGAGGCUUCACUGAAGCGUACAUUAAUCCAGAGAUUGAUUUUUGAACUCCUUGAAAACCGUUCUCGAGAUGUUUCUUCAUCAACAUGCAGUGAUGAGGAUCAACCCUCAAAAUUUCCAGAAAUCAGUGAAAAUGAAGGUGUGGAGUUUAUUUCAGCAAGAUGCAGUCCUGGUCUAGGUCGUCAAGAGAACUUAACAAGUUCUCAAGCUGGCCAGGGAAUUGAGAUCACUCUUUUAUCAGCAUCUUCCAUGAGGAAUCCAGAGUGUGUUAAUGAGUCUAGCUUGGUUCUCAGGGAUCUUUUUGACCCUGGAGCCUCUACCGGAUCUUUACUGGGGCAUUGUCAAUCUUUUAAUGAAAAGUCAUCUAUUUAUCAUCUCAAUGGAACUAUAUCACCUAUGGAGGAGGAUGCGGAAACUGGUGAACAAUUUAUGUUUUUGCAUUCUGGAGAUGCCGCCGGACUUGAUCAUAUGACUGGAGUUGCUGCUCAAACUUGUGAUGUUCCUUAUUCGUCGAAAGAUCUUGGAGUAGAGAAUUAUGACAUAGGAAUCUCUUUACAAGCAAAGUGCGAGGAGAUCAACUCAGGGAAUGAGCCACCAGUAGGCGCCUCAGAUGAUUCUUCAGAGACUUGUGAUGUUGCUGAACGUUCUAGCCCAAAAACAGAGGAAGAAAAUGAACUAAAAUCUUUGCCUGUGGAAAACUUGGAAUGCACACCGGAAGGUCUUGUUUCUGCUCCCUGUGAGUUGCUAGCCGCAUCUGCAACUGUUGAAGGUUCUUGCUGCCAUGAUAUCAUGCAGAGUGGCAACGAAAAUGGAGUCCCUAUUUCCUCAUUCCCUGAAUACUCCGGUAUGCCAGUGUCUCAAGACUCAAGUGUGGCAACCAAUGGGAUUGGACCGUGUGACAAUGUGCAGUUGAUCGAGGAUGGCAUGGUGAUUCCAGACUCACCUGGAGAGAAACCUGCAAAGAAGCAGCGGCUUUCACCUCCCACAGAAGGUGAAGGUGAUAUAGCUUCAUUGGCUGAGGAUUCAAAAUUGUAGAAAGUACAAGGCAGGACACCAUUUUUCCCCUUUCAAAUUUAAGAACAGGAGCAGGAACGAUACAUAUUUGUAAAUGACUAGGUAUGUGAGAUUCUGUUAGUAGCUGUUGGGGAUAUACAUAUUAUGGUUUCUACGUGGACUAUGAUAUAAGAAUUAAUUAGAUUAAUAUAUUCUUAAUUUGCGUAA